This is a messenger RNA of Marmota monax (woodchuck), 3857 nucleotides long. RefSeq names its product doublecortin like kinase 2 (gene Dclk2). The coding region runs from base 371 to 2710 and encodes 779 amino acids. Lineage: Eukaryota; Metazoa; Chordata; Mammalia; Rodentia; Sciuridae. Gene Ontology annotation, biological process: protein phosphorylation; intracellular signal transduction. The transcript has 17 exons. The record is from RefSeq and is a predicted model, not a curated record. Gene Ontology annotation, molecular function: ATP binding; protein kinase activity.
GCUUUGUGUGCGCCCGCGGGCCCCGGGCGAGCCUCGGGCGGCCCAACUUUGCAGCUUCCGAGCGGGAGUUGUGAGGCGUGGCCGGUGGAGGAGGCGCUUGGGGGGGCGUGGGGCUCCCCAGCUGGCGGGAGGACGGAGCGAGCCGCGCUGGACAAUGAGCUGGGCAGCUCCAAGCCGCGGCCACUUUUAGCUGGGGGCGUGGGUCGGCCCGCGGCUCGGCGGCCCCACCUGCGAGGAGAGGGCGGGAUGCCCGAGCCAGGUGCGCCGGUGCUUUAAGGCCCCGCGCAGCCGGACGUCCCUCCACGGCCGCUCGCAUCGCCUCUAGGCUGCCUGGGACGUGUUUUUGAGGAAAGCUUUCUGAGCAGCCGCGAUGGCCAGCACCAGGAGUAUUGAGCUGGAGCACUUUGAGGAGCGGGACAAAAGGCCGAGGCCGGGGUCUCGGAGGGGGGCGCCCAGCUCCUCCGGGGGCAGCAGCAGCUCGGGCCCCAAGGGAAACGGGCUCAUCCCCAGCCCAGCUCACAGUGCCCACUGCAGCUUUUACCGCACGCGGACCCUGCAGGCCCUCAGCUCGGAGAAGAAGGCCAAGAAGGCGCGUUUCUACCGGAAUGGGGACCGCUACUUCAAAGGCCUGGUCUUUGCCAUCUCCAGCGACCGUUUCCGGUCUUUCGAUGCGCUCCUCAUGGAGCUCACCCGCUCCCUGUCCGACAACGUGAACCUGCCCCAGGGCGUCCGCACCAUCUACACUAUCGACGGCAGCCGGAAGAUCACCAGCCUGGAAGAGCUGCUGGAAGGUGAGAGCUACGUGUGUGCAUCCAACGAACCAUUCCGUAAAGUCGAUUACACCAAAAAUAUUAAUCCGAACUGGUCUGUGAACAUCAAGGGUGGGAUGCCCCGAACCUUGGCCGCCACCACCUCUGUGAAGAGUGAAGUCAAAGAAAGUAAAGAUUUCAUCAAACCCAAGUUAGUGACUGUGAUUCGAAGCGGAGUGAAGCCUAGAAAAGCCGUGCGGAUCCUUCUGAAUAAAAAGACUGCUCAUUCCUUUGAACAGGUCUUGACUGAUAUCACCGAAGCCAUUAAGCUAGACUCGGGAGUGGUCAAGAGGCUCUGCACCUUGGAUGGAAAGCAGGUUACUUGUCUUCAGGACUUUUUUGGUGAUGAUGAUGUUUUUAUUGCAUGUGGACCUGAAAAAUUCCGUUACGCCCAGGAUGACUUUGUCUUGGAUCACAGCGAAUGUCGUGUCCUGAAAUCUUCUUAUUCUCGCGCCUCAGCCGUUAAAUAUUCAGGAUCCAAAAGCCCUGGGCCUUCUCGUCGCAGCAAAUCACCAGCUUCAGUCAGGAGGGGAGGCCACCACUCCAGUGCCUAUUCUGCAGCCAAGUCCCCAGUUAAUGGAACUCCCAGCAGCCAACUCUCUACUCCUAAAUCUACGAAAUCCUCCAGUUCUUCUCCAACUAGCCCAGGAAGUUUCAGAGGAUUAAAGCAGAUUUCUGCUCAUGGCAGAUCUUCUUCCAAUGUGAAUGGUGGACCUGAACUUGAGCGUUGCAUGAGUCCUGAAGGUGUGAAUGGAAACAGGUGCUCUGAAUCAUCAACUCUUCUUGAGAAAUACAAAAUUGGGAAGGUCAUUGGUGAUGGCAAUUUUGCAGUAGUCAAAGAAUGCAUGGACAGGUCCACUGGAAAGGAGUUUGCUCUGAAGAUCAUAGACAAAGCCAAGUGUUGUGGAAAGGAACACCUGAUUGAGAACGAAGUGUCGAUACUGCGCAGAGUGAAACACCCCAACAUCAUCAUGCUCGUCGAGGAGAUGGAGACGGCAACCGAGCUCUUCCUGGUGAUGGAACUGGUCAAGGGUGGAGACCUCUUUGAUGCAAUUACUUCUUCAACCAAGUACACGGAGAGAGAUGGCAGCGCCAUGGUGUACAACCUGGCCAACGCCCUCAGGUAUCUCCACAGCCUCAGCAUCGUGCACAGAGACAUCAAGCCAGAGAACCUCUUGGUGUGUGAAUAUCCCGAUGGAACCAAGUCUUUGAAACUGGGAGACUUUGGGCUGGCCACGGUGGUGGAAGGCCCUUUGUACACGGUCUGUGGCACGCCGACUUAUGUGGCCCCUGAAAUCAUCGCUGAGACUGGCUAUGGCCUGAAGGUGGACAUUUGGGCGGCUGGUGUGAUCACGUACAUACUUCUAUGUGGAUUCCCACCAUUCCGAAGUGAGAACAAUCUCCAGGAAGACCUCUUCGACCAGAUCUUGGCUGGGAAGCUGGAGUUUCCAGCGCCCUACUGGGAUAACAUCACAGAUUCAGCCAAGGAAUUAAUAAGUCAAAUGCUUCAGGUAAACGUUGAAGCUCGGUGUACUGCGGGACAAAUCUUGAGUCACCCCUGGGUGUCAGACGACACUUCCCAGGAGAACAACAUGCACGCUGAGGUCACAGGUAAACUAAAGCAGCACUUUAAUAACGCGCUUCCCAAACAGAGCAGCACUACCACCGGGGUUUCUGUCAUCAUGAACACGGCUCUAGAUAAGGAGGGGCAGAUCUUCUGCAGCAAGCACCGUCAGGACAGCAGCAGGCCUGUCGCCGAGCACCCGCCCGCCGCGCCCUCAGCCGAGGAGCCCCCUGCGGCAGCCCUGGCCCCUGCCCCUCCGGAAUCUCCCUCAUCCCCCUCUCCUGCCGCUGCCACAGGCGGGGAGCGGGUAGGAACUUGGCGUCGCCACCGAGACUGAGCCCCCUGCAGAGGGUCCUAAGCCAGGAAGGCUCCGCUCCUGCCCAGCCUUGCUGUGCCCUGCCCCGAGGGAGCCUCUCUCUUCUGACUGCUCCAAGUUUGUUGGCACCUUCCGUGGGCUGCCUGGGGACCAGGAGCCAGGCGUGCUGCAGCCAGUGCAGGGCUUGGCCUUGCCCUGCACUCUGGACUCUGUCAGAGUGGACUAUGUCAGCCCCGAAAAGGCAUCCGAGGGACUGGGUUGAAAUGUCCAUGUUUUGGUGCGGUGGGCACCUCGCCGCUUCACGGGCAGAAUGCAGCGGAUCUCAGGCACUUGGGGACUUGGAUGACCAAGCCCCUUGAGAUCUCUUCUUCAAGGACACUUGGCGUGCUGUGCUCCCUUUUUCAUAGAAAAGACACAGACCUGCAUUUGUCCCUUCCUGAUGGUCUUGUGAGAGGUGACAUGAUACUUAUCUGAGGGGGGCUGGUGGGGAUUGGCUUCCUGAUAGAAGCAAUGAACACCUACGAGGACAAUCUGGUCAUUGGCCACUAAUUCUAGACUUUGCGAAGGACGUUCAGGUACCCGAGGAAGCAACCGGACCGUUCGGCUUGAAGCGUUGGGUCACCUGAGACCAGGUGGGCUAUUUAUUCAUACACGGACCCCAGAAAGUCACAUCUUCCCUUGAGGGGACAUGGUUUUGCCCAACUUCUCCCUGGUGUGUUAGGAAAUGUGAAUGAGAUGGCCUUCGUCUUUGGGAGCAGGCCGGGCACCUGUGCGCAACGUCGUCCACUCUCCUCAGCAAGCCAGCCCCUAGCGGAGCACAGCAAACCUGGGGUCCAAAGUCACCCCACGUGUCCUCUCAUCAGCUUUUUUCAUCAGGAGCCGGCCAGGAACCACAGCAGAGGCACUCACCUGAGGCACAGCCAGGACUGGGUGGGAAGGUGCUCCUCCACAUCCUAUACGAACCUUCUGGAAGGCUGCUGGCAGUUUUUCCUCCUUUUCCACCACUCUGCUCUUUUUAAUGAUUGUACAUAACCCGUGUAUUUGUUUUACCUGUUCAUCUUCUAAGCUGGGGUGAGGGGUGUGUAGUUUAUUCUCAUUGUUAGAUUUUUUUGCCUUCUUACAAGUGUCCCUGCCCUGCAAUAAAUACUUCCCUCUUCAGAAAAAGCCA